Nothobranchius furzeri (turquoise killifish) is the source of this 2001-nucleotide messenger RNA. NCBI's taxonomy places the organism in Eukaryota, Metazoa, Chordata, Actinopteri, Cyprinodontiformes, Nothobranchiidae. The record is from RefSeq and is a predicted model, not a curated record.
AACACAAAUAGAUUAUGACCAAAGGAGCAGAAGAAGAAGAAACCAGUUUCAUAAUAUUUACUUUGGACGCAGUUUCGUUAGGGGCUGCACUUUUUUUAUUAUGGACUUGCUUCAUUUGGUUCGUUAAACUUGACCUUUGAAAUAUAAAUGGAGCACAGUUGAUAUAGAAAAAACAGCCGUAUCAGGGGCGGAGAGGCUGCAUUCCAGGGAUCUCCUAACUUUGAUCCUAAAGAACUGAGGCAUGUUUUCCACCAUGGAGGAAACUGCAGGUGGCUUUCUGAGCCUGUUCAACGUGGAAUUCAGUAGAACUUCUGUGACACUCACCUUGCUUCUUGUUUUCCUUUGCCUUUUUUACUGGUAUUCAGUCUAUCCCUUCUCGGUCCUCUCUCGUCAUGGAAUCAAACAUCCAAAGCCAGUGCCGUUUUUUGGCAACAUUUUCAUGUUUCGUGAGGGUUUUUUCAAACCUCUCACUGAUAUCAUAAACACACACGGCAGAGUUUGUGGGUAUUAUUUGGGCCGGAGACCCGUGGUGGUGAUAGCAGAUCCCGAUAUGCUCAGACAAGUGAUGGUUAAAGACUUCAGCAACUUCACCAACAGAAUUAAAUUUCGCUUUGCCACCAAGCCCACGACAGAUUCUCUGCACAUGUUGAGGAAUGAACAGUGGAAAAGAGUUCGGAGCAUCCUGACUCCAUCCUUUAGUGCUGCAAAGAUGAAAGAAAUGGCUCCCCUCAUCAACACAGCUGCUGAUGCACUGAUGAACAACCUGAAUGUCCACGCCGAGUCAGGAGAGGCCUUCGACAUCCAUAGGUGUUUUGGCUGCUUCACUAUGGACGUUAUUGCCAGUGUUGCUUUUGGCACCCAGGUGGAUUCACAGAACAACCCAGACGACCCGUUUGUCCGCCACGCCCAGCAGUUUUUUUCCUUCUCCUUCUUCAGACCUCUCAUGUUAUUUUUAAUUGCUUUUCCUGCCAUCUUCUCCCCUCUUGCAAGAUUCCUCCCAAAUAAAAGGCGAGACCAAAUGAACGGUUUCUUUAUCAACAUCAUUCAGAGGAUCAUAAAGCAAAGAGAGGAGCAGCCUCCUCAUCAGAGGCGUCGAGAUUUCCUUCAGCUGAUGUUAGACGCUCGAACAGGCCAGGAUAUUGCCUCCUUGGAGCACUUCAACACAGAAAAACAGACUGAUGAGAACGAUCACAGGAGUCAGCAGACACAACCAUCAGCCUCGGAGCUGGAAAACAGCCAUCCUCGCCCAGAGGAGUCACCCACAAAGCGGCCACAGAAAAAGAUGAUAACUGAGGAGGAGAUUGUGGGUCAGGCCUUCGUCUUCCUCUUGGCAGGUUAUGAAACCAGCAGCAACACGUUAGCCUUCACCUGCUACCUGCUGGCCCUCCAUCCUGAAUGUCAGCGCAAAGUCCAAGAGGAGGUGGAUGAGUUCUUCACAAGACAUGAAUCACCAGAUUACAUCAAUGUCCAGGAGCUGAAGUAUUUAGACAUGGUUGUAUCUGAAGCACUGAGGCUUUACCCUCCCGGGUUCAGAUUUGCACGAGAAGUUGACCAUGACUGUGUGGUGAAUGGUCAGUUCCUCCCUAAAGGGAUGACCGUGGAGAUCCCUGCUGGCUUCCUUCAUUACGACCCGGAGCACUGGUCCGAACCGGAGAAGUUCGUCCCGGAGAGGUUCACCCCUGAGGCAAAAGCUGAUCGACAUCCAUUCGUCUACCUGCCUUUUGGGGCCGGACCUCGUAACUGUGUGGGAAUGAGGCUCGCCCAGCUGGAGAUCAGAAUCGCUUUGGUCCAUUUGUUCCACAGAUUCAACAUCGUGGCCUGUUCUGAAACCAAGAUUCCUCUUGACCUGAAGUCUUCCAGCACUCUUGGACCCCAAAAUGGCAUUUUUGUGAAAAUCACCAGAAGAGAUGAUGGAGACGGACAAAUCUAGCCUGGCAAGCCAGACUAAAUAAAUGUAUUAUUUAUUCUGGCAGCGCUCCAUUGACGGCUCUCGGUUGUGGG